AGCCCUGCGCGGCCGCUCGCUGACACUCCUCCUCCUCGGAGCGGCGUCCUGGCUGGCGGAGCUCAGAGCGGAGCAGACUGAAGUGAGCAGCUCCGCGCCUCUGAUGUCCAGAAAUGUGCGCAGGCUGCGGGACGAGGCGCAUCCGUGUGUGAAGCGUCCGCGUCCACGUUACCGUCAGCGCCCAACGCAGAGCCGCGAGGAGCGAGCGGAGCCACUUCACCUCAGCCGCUCACUGAAGACUGCGCUUCGGUUUAGUCCUCCUCCGGCGAGGCCCUGACUAAUCAUCCGAAGGUGUCAAGCUGCUACGUGUCCGAUGUCCUCGUUUCCCACAUUGUGAUGCAUCAUGGCUCCGGUGCUGAGUGGAGUGUGGUGGGGCCCUGAGGCGGGCGUCGUCGGGUCGGGGGCGGCAGCCGCUACCGGGGCGGCGUCCUGGCUCGGCAACGAGCAGCUAGUCCUGGUGGUGACGCUCAGCACCCUCACCGUGCUGCUGCUGGUGUCAGUGCUGCUGAUGCUGUGCGCCAGCUGCCAGGGGCAGAAGAAAGCUGUCAACGGACAUCCUGUAGGAGACCAUGACAACCUCAUCAAUGGAGUGUCAGAGAAGGAAACCAUCAGCCAGUCUGCAGACAGCCCCGCGACGGAUGUGGCCGUCAGCAGCUCCCACAAUGGUCCUCUAACCAGCGGUACAAUCCUCACAGACACACAGGACACCAGUCCCCAGCCGUCAGAGGAGCUGCUCUCCAGCCAAUCGGAGCUCAGGUCCUCCAAGUGUCCUCAGGACCGCGAGCUUCCCAGCAUUCCUCCCAACAGUAGCCUUAUCGGGGACGGACCCCCAACCUCAGGGGACAGCACGUAUGAGGUGGUCAAGGAGAUCGCGGUGACGUCACGUGACAACAGCGUUGAAGACUCCCUGUAUGAGACUGUGAAGGAGCUCAAGGAUCCGUCGGUGCAGCUCGGCCUCCCCAACGGUACCGUCCAGCCGAGCCCCGACAGGGCCCCCCGCCCUCCCCCCGCCCUGCUCAACGGCCACAUCAGCCCCUGCACGCCUGAGCGGGGGCCCCUGUGCGCCGGCGUGGAGUACGCGUCCGUGGACCUGAGGAAGAAGAGCCGCCACAGCGCCGACAUGGACGCCAAGAGGCGCUCGGACGGGCCCCGCGCCGCCUCCCGAAGGCCCGCGGAGGAGGCGGAGGACGACCCGCCGCCGCCCGUCCCCGAGAAGGUCCUGGACGAGAACGACAACCAGCCGGUCACGAACGGAGCGACCAUGGGGGCUGAGCUGCACAACGGAGAGUUACACUCCCCUCUGUCUCCCGCACCGAGGUUCAGCAGCCACGUUCUGUCAGACAAUGAGUCAGCGGUGUACUCCACAGUCAACAAAACAGACUGCGUCCACGCCGCAAGUGAAGAAGACAAGGAGCACGACUACAGCAGCAUCGCGGAGAUCAAAGGCCUCAUCCCGACCUCCUCCUCCUGCGACCUGUACGCCACCGUCCGAGACAUCUACACCGAGCCCCAUGAGCCGCAACCGAGGCUCAACCCGGGCUUGGACACCACAGACCCCGGCUACGAAACCAUUCGCAUUCCAAAGACUAAUAACUCCGAUGAUAAUCACAGGGCGGGGCUGGGGGCGGGGGGGUCCGAUGCUACUGCAGCGGAGCCCGACUACGAGAGCGUCGGGGAUCUGGGCCUGGGCCACGAAUUGUCCCGUCUCUGAGUUCAGUUGCAGGUCGGGAAAAUGACUCGCGCAGCAUCAAUCAUUAAUUCCUGAACAUCCAUUACAGCCUGGGUACGCUUUGGCAAAUCUCAACUUUUAACCUAUAAACAGCAAAGCAGGGUGACAUUUAUUGGUACUGAGAGGCCUGGACUGUAAAAAACAAGGUGUGAUACCUCAGUCACAGCGUAAAUCAAGAGUGUAGAUUUGUCAAAUAAAUAACAAAUCACAACAAACCAACACACAUGGAGCUAAGGACACAGACCUAGAGAAUUCAGUGCCAUACCCAUGAAAUUCAUGCACUUGCCGUACAUAUGAAGGGGACAUUGUUUGUUUGCCACAUCAGCAGCUACUAGUGACUUUCUAGCUUUUCCAGGGGGUUCUUUGUUGCGUUUUAUUAAGGUUUGUAAUGAUGUAUUUCAAGUAAGUUCCUUAUUGGGUAUUGCAUCUCCACUAAGCAUCCUCUGCUUGAAAACCCUGUGAAUGUGUUUGUGGCAUUGAGAGCAACUAGACUGUUGCAUGUGUAUGUGUGUGUGUGCGCGCGUGUGCGUGUGCGUGUGUGUGUGUGUGUGUGUGUGUGUGUGUGUGUGUGUGUGUGGGUUCAACAUGUUACAGGUCACAUGAUCUGCAGAACCAAAAUGUAAACAAGCUUGUGUCACAGGACAUUUUACAGUGUGUUUGAACAUUUUUCUGUGUAAUUCAUAUUUAUUUUAAGAAGAUUAAUGUUGUGGAUUUGUGAAUUGUUUCAGAUUAUAUCAGUGAGAGAAAAGCAAAUAGGGUUUUAUAGAAGUUUCUAGCAAUUUACCGAAUUAAAUGAAAGUUGGUUGUGAACUAAUGACCACUGUAAAGGUACGCUGUCCCUUAAAAGAGUUCAGUGCUUAAAAAAUGCACAACUCCAUAUUUACCUAUUUUGCACAUGGUUUAAAACAAACUUCAAGUCAUACAUUUACACAACAAACUUGUAUUAUUCAUGCAAAUAGACUUUGUUUGUUUUUUGUUGAUGUUUUUGAAGCCUAUUCUUGGUACAGUCUUCAGCUGCCAUGUCAGAUGACUUUAAAGCACAGGGUUUAAUAUUAUGGUACAGCAUUGAUUUACAUUGUAUGAAGAAGCUUUAGAAGUGACCAGUUAUCUGCACAGAUUCAAUAUGUAAUGCUUUUUAAUUUGCUAAUAGCACUCAGACAUAUCAGUCUGUAGUCUGUACUGAUGAUUUACCAACAAAGGCUUGUAUAGCUAGAGCACUAUUUUAACCAACUGUUAAUCCGAAGUUUUAUGUAAGCUUUUACUUAUUUGUACAAUGUUCCCUGUGAAAUGAUUUUGGAAUAAUUGUGUUAGAAGCAGUAUAAGUGUCUGUCUUGUUUUAAGGACAGCUAAAAUCCCGUUGUUCAGCAGCUCUUUGCAUUGUAUUGUAACUUAAAGUUGUCGGGUAGCUUUUGAAUUAUGAUGAGUAUUAAUCAAUUGAACAUCGAAACUAUGGUACAAUGUUUUGGUACAUGCAUUUAAUGACACCGCAAGUGUGGUACUUUUAUUUUGAAAAACAAAAAAGGUUUAAUGUAUGAAUACUGUUCGUGUUUUUUAUUUUCAUAUUAACAGAGACAAUGCUUUUUUUGCUGCAGAUAUCUACUUCACUGUUCUUAUGUCUCCUGAAAAAUGCUGUCAUCUGCUUCCACCCACAUUAAAACAUUACAGCAUUACAGUA
Molecule: messenger RNA, 3404 nt
Organism: Betta splendens (Siamese fighting fish)
Lineage: Eukaryota; Metazoa; Chordata; Actinopteri; Anabantiformes; Osphronemidae
Gene: pag1
Product: phosphoprotein membrane anchor with glycosphingolipid microdomains 1
Exons: 9
Coding region: 344-1711 (455 amino acids)
Biological process (GO): negative regulation of T cell activation; intracellular signal transduction
Cellular component (GO): plasma membrane; membrane raft
Source: RefSeq, a predicted model, not a curated record